This is a messenger RNA of Acanthamoeba castellanii str. Neff, 762 nucleotides long. RefSeq lists its product as uncharacterized. The transcript is spliced from 6 exons. NCBI's taxonomy places the organism in Eukaryota, Discosea, Longamoebia, Acanthamoebidae. The record is from RefSeq and is a predicted model, not a curated record. The coding region runs from base 1 to 762 and encodes 253 amino acids.
AUGAAGACAGCGGCCACCUUGUUCUUGUUGGUGGUAGUGGCCACCACGGUUUUGGCGGCGGCAAGUGAGCACGGCGGUGCGGGUGCCGCGCUGCCUUCGUUCUUCGUGUACGAAUGCCCGCGACCGCUCAACUGGGAUGUCGUGCACGACAUCUCCUCCCGCUUCAUCCUUUCCGACUGCUCUGGCCCGGCCCGGCAGCAGACGACAGUGAAGGCGUGCUACGACAACGAGCACCUGCGUCUCUUCUUCAUCAACAAGGACGACAACGUUGAGUCGAACUACCGCAACUGCAACGACCCGCUCUUCAACCAAGACGUGGUCGAGGCCUUCAUUGGGCCGGCGCGCGUCGAUGGCAAGCCCAUCACCAACUACCUGGAGAUCGAGCUCAGCCCGAACUCGGUCCUCUUCGCCUCCAACAUCACCAACCCGGGCCUCACGUGCAGCACCAUCAGUGGUACCUACUUGCCCUGCUCGCUCUUUAACUACAAGGCCACGCGGUUCGACUCGCGCAAGAUCUGGUGGGGCCAGAUCGACCUGCCGUGGGCGGUCCUGCACAAGUUCCGAACGGCGGAGCAGCAGCAGCACGACGGCUUCCACAGCAUCGUGGGCGCACCCGUGGGCUCCACCUGGCGCACCAACUUCUUCAGGAUCGACCGCCCCGCCGCCACCCAGACCAGGGAGUUCAGCUGCUUCUCGUGCGACGAGAGCUCGCCUCCUUGCUUCCACAAGCCGGCCUACUUCGCCUAUCUCCACGUCCGUUAG